Molecule: messenger RNA, 1134 nt
Organism: Aspergillus neoniger CBS 115656
Lineage: Eukaryota; Fungi; Ascomycota; Eurotiomycetes; Eurotiales; Aspergillaceae
Exons: 2
Coding region: 111-854 (247 amino acids)
Source: RefSeq, a predicted model, not a curated record
CAUCAUUCAUCAUUGAGGGAACACAACCUCACUUACCCAUAUAAUUGAAUCCGUCCUGUUUUGAUCUUUUAAACUCCUUUAUGAAUUGAAAGUUUUGGAACAGAGGAACCAUGGCUCUUUCUAUAGGGAACGCUAACCUUUCUCUGACGGAGCAUUUGAGUGCGCCACCUAAAGCAUCACUCCAAAUACUCGGGACACAUAAUGUCAAUGAAGAUAACAAUAUUAUUGAUUUUGAUAUUUGGGUCGACUGCUCGAAAACAGUCGGUAUAAGAUCGGCCAAGUUCCUGACAGAAAAUGAUGUGGAAUCUCGCUGUUGGAGCUACUCCGCUGACUGCGAUAACGGUGACCCCAAAGAUAUAUUGGGCGGAUGGCUUAAUGACUGGUUAAACCAUGAUGAUGCAGACGAUCAAAACUGGAGUCUUCAUAAAUCUGGCGAUAUUCUGAACGGGGAUCACACAGCUCUCAGAACUCAUAUCGAGCGCCUGGCACAGAAGACCGCCUACGGUGGUUCUGUUGAAGUGUCGUUCCAUACUCCCUCAAUAAAAUUGGAAGCAGGAAAUAAUGCCUCCGCCGAGGACGGACACAUUGCAGAAAUCUUUCUGGAGUGGGCUUUUGAGUGCUCCUUCACCCCAACCGACCAGGUAUGGAGCGAGCUAGUCCAGAAUGCGAUGGUAGACCAUAAGAAAGGCUGGAUCGAGCCACUUGCACCACGGCCUUCGCACGGAAUGUCUCCCUUUCGGAGAGCAAUGAGAAUCAACGGUACUUCCCAUGUUGUAUCGCAGGAGCAGAAUGCGAAUGGGGUAACGCACUCAGUAAGGCAGUUCUCUUCAUGGGGUGUUGACAGGUCCGCGUAAAACGGUGGAUGCUUGCAUUACUAGUGUCAAUAUGUCACAUCGAUCUGCUCUGGUUUUUCCUAGUUGGAUCUGCUGCUAUUUGAUUUCUUUCGCAAAUGCAUACUGUAGCUUUCGGUUCAUCAAUAUUGAUAGAUCGACUUGAUUUUUGUGAGAUUCAACCGUCGAGGGCAUAGAUGUCCUGUUGAGCUUCUUCUGCCAAGGAGGUCGUACCAUAGAAAUAGUGUGGGGUAAGCUGCAUAAUUUCAUGAUCACCCAACCACUGCUGGAGAGUACCAAUUUG